CUGGUCACAGUUCUCGUGUCCGUGUUCGUGGUUCAGACGAUGGCGGGGGAGGUGGUGAUGCGGAGGAGACGGAACCAAGUUCUUCCGUCCACAAAGUUCAUUACCAUGGUAACGCGGACAUCACGACUUGACUACGACAAAUUGGACAUGUGUCCAGUGUGUAUCGACUUCGCCGAUGAAGCUAUUGAGAUGUUGACAGAGCUAGCAUUAGAUAUAGGCGUCUUGGAUUCGUGCCAAGUAUUGUGUGAUGCUCUAGCCUCUAAAACAGGAAGCCAAAUUCUAGGGGUGCUUUGUCAAAUUUUCUGCGACAUCGAAGGUAUCAACGAGUUUGUGAAGAUUUUACAAAAGGUAGAUCUGGACGACAUCUAUUUCUGCGAGCUUGUCAAGGGAUGUCCAGUCUUUGAUGGAGGAGAUGCCCACAUCACUGAACUCACCAUCAGUCCAGUGUCCGGCCCACGAGGUAAAAGGGAGAUAGACUUCACAUAUAUGACCAAAAAUGGAACCGGAACUGGACAAAUAGAUAUACAAGUUAUUACAGUGGAUAAAUUUCCAGUAGACUCAAGACUCUUCAACAAAGCCGGCGAUCCAGGCAACUACUCGUUUAAGUUCAUACUAGACACCACGGGUGACUGCGAUCCUCCGUGUGAAGAGUGGCAGAAAGGCAACUACACACUCAUAGCAUCUGUUUGUAAUGGUGAAUGUGGCAGCAAACAUCCACACAGCGCGAUAUACGACACUAGAUCCGUGAAAUUCACCAUUACCGGCGACAAGAAUUAAUCACAGACAACAGUUAUGCUACAAAGUAUCAUGACAUUUAUAUUUAUAAUCAUAUGAACAAUAACAAUAUAAAACUUCUAUAAAAGAGAAGAGAAGAAUUCAUCCCGAUAAAUGUUUUGCAAGAUAUCUGAUUUUGAAAGCUUUGUUUUUGUUGCCAUUGACGACAACGAGAAAACAUCCAUCACAAUGUGAUAAUAACUCCUUAUCAGUUGACAAUCAACGUCGAUGUCACAACUUAUAUGGUUUAUAAUUCACAUAUGUUUCCAAGUUCAAUCUAACCAACUCAUUCAGGGUUGUAACCUACUUAGCCUAAAACAAUUAGAUCCGGGGGAGGGGGUCAACAAAAAUAUAAAAAUAAAGAAGAAGAAAAAUCGAGACACAGUACAAUAAUAUGAGUUUCUCCAGUUGGCAAAAAUGGCACUUUUAAACUAUAGAAGAAACGUGGGUUUUUGUUUGUUUUCAUUUUAUAGUGAUGAGGGUGCAAUUGCAAGCCAGUGUGUUCGCAAUGUUCAUUGACAGUGGGAGAUUUGUUGCCAUUGAUUGUGUAAUAAAAUUAUGAAACACAAA
Molecule: messenger RNA, 1344 nt
Organism: Gigantopelta aegis
Lineage: Eukaryota; Metazoa; Mollusca; Gastropoda; Neomphalida; Peltospiridae
Product: countin-3-like
Exons: 6
Coding region: 40-777 (245 amino acids)
Source: RefSeq, a predicted model, not a curated record